CCAAGAUGGCGCCGGGCGAGAGAGAAAAGUGAUGAGAGAAUAGAACAACAAGCGACACAACUACACAACAGUGUGCAUUUUUUUACCCCGUGCUGCUGUUUAAUGCCAGACAUCGGUCUUAACGCCAGGAAGCUGUCAAGCACGUAUUGCGAGACCGCCUCGGUCCGCAGGGAUACAAUUACUCAGCUAACUGUUUGCUAACUAGCCGCUAAAGUGGCUAACGGUAGCUAGCGUUAACUGCGGAAGGCGAGUGAGGAGAAGGCAGGCAGGCGGCUCCAAGUAGAAGCCGACAAGUCGAGCCGUUUUUUUUUUUGUUUUUGUUUUUUUGUUUUAGUUACGCGACGUCUCCCGUUGAAAGAGCCUUACAGAGUUUGUUGCACCAUUAUCCAAAGCAGCGGUCCGUCUGGAAAGAAGCGUUUAACAUCUGAUAAGGAAAGCUGAAAAGACGAGGAAAGGCGUCAUCUUCGCUGAUCUGACGCCAUGGCUCACUCCCCUAUUCAGAGUGGACUGCCGGGGAUUCAGAAUUUCCAAGCCGAUCCCGAGGAGUUCUUCACCAAGCUGGAGAGAAUAGGGAAGGGCUCUUUCGGUGAAGUCUUUAAAGGCAUCGACAAUCGGACUCAGAAAGUUGUGGCCAUUAAAAUUAUUGAUCUGGAGGAGGCGGAGGAUGAUAUAGAGGACAUUCAACAGGAGAUCACGGUUCUCAGCCAGUGUGACAGUCCCUUUAUCACCAAGUAUUUUGGAUCCUAUCUCAAGGGUACAAAAUUAUGGAUUAUAAUGGAAUAUUUGGGUGGAGGAUCAGCGCUUGAUUUGCUGGAACCAGGUGCCCUGGAUGAAACACAGAUUGCCACAAUCCUGAGGGAAAUCUUGAAAGGGCUCGAGUAUCUGCACUCUGAAAAGAAGAUACACAGAGAUAUCAAAGCUGCUAACGUUUUGCUGUCAGAACAAGGCGACGUGAAGCUUGCAGACUUCGGAGUAGCGGGCCAGUUGACAGACACUCAGAUAAAAAGGAACACAUUUGUUGGAACGCCUUUCUGGAUGGCACCUGAAGUCAUAAAGCAGUCUGCCUACGAUUCAAAGGCUGACAUCUGGUCAUUAGGAAUAACAGCAAUAGAACUGGCUAAAGGAGAGCCACCCCACUCUGACCUUCAUCCUAUGAAGGUCUUAUUCCUCAUCCCAAAGAACAAUCCACCAACUCUGGAAGGAAACUACAGUAAACAACUUAAAGAGUUUGUUGAAGCCUGUUUAAAUAAGGAGCCAAGCUUUAGGCCAACUGCCAAAGAGUUGUUAAAACAUAGGUACAUUGUAAGGCAUGCCAAAAAGACAACCUAUCUGACAGAGCUGAUUGACAGAUACAAGAGGUGGAAAUCAGAGCAGUCUCGGGAUGAAUCGAGCCCCGAAGGAUCCGAUGAGGAGCCGGACGGCCAGGCAUCUGGAGGUAACGGUAACAGCAAUAAAUGGAACUUCACCGUCAAGGGCCUGGAAAUGGUUCAGAAUGGUGGAGCACAGCCGGCUGCGUUAGAAAAGAAGCAGGUGGAUGAGAGUCCAAAGAGGCCUUUGUCACAAAGCUUAUCAGAAAUCUUUCGUCCGUUGUUUUCUGAGUUGAAAGAAAAGGGUGAGACAAGUAAUGGCAAGCCAGAAGCUGCAGAGGAGCUGCGGGAGGCCCUUGUUCUGGCAGAAGAAACACACCCGGGGAUCUGUGACUCCCUGGUGGCUGAACUAGUGCAGAGACUUCAGAAGUUUUCUGUGCCACAGGCAGCCGCCGCUCAGUAAGAGGAGCUUCGUCCAGCUCUGCUCUACUUUUCCACCCUGGUGGCAGCAGUCAGAUCUUUUCCUCUGACCUCCACAGCCAGGAUGAAGUCUCCCAGGAAGGUCUCCAUCACUCAUUUGCCUGAAGCAAAUCCUGGCCUACUUAAUGUCUGUUUAUACGCUAGCACAGCACCAGAGGGUCCUAUUCAGGACAGUCAGUGGCCAUUCAGUCAGCUGCCACUUGCUGUAUGAUGUCCCUUCUCGAUACCUCCUUCUCAACUGUUUAUUUUAAGAGUGGAGUUAGCUAUCUUAUUGGAAGGACUCUUGAGUUUUUUGAUUUUGGUGAGUUUGUGGCUCUUUCAAAAAGGUUUACACUCAGCAUCUUUUUUUUCUUUUUUUUUUGGAGAAAAUACCUUGCUUAAUUAACUGUGUGCAUGUGUGUGUGUGGCUGUGCGAGAUAUUCUGUGAGACGUGCAGUGAAGAGUGACAAGUGGGUCGAAGCAUUCUAUUGAAAACUCAGGUAUUCUGCUUUAAGUGGAUUGGGUCCUCUGGGAGAUGGAGAGAGCUCUUUAGGGUGGUUGUACAGACUUGUAAAUAAGCUAAUUUCUACAGAUUCGUGAUAAAAAUAUUGGAGCGUUUGGAACCACUGUGUUCAAAUGGCCAAAUGCAAACUGUAGAUAUGGUUGUGAGGUAAAUAUUUUGAAAGACUAAAGGGGCCACAAAUGAGAUUGCCUUGCCUUUGUACUUUGUUCUUUUGUAUAUUGGUCUUUGAUUUCUCUUCUUUUAGUUGUACACAUUUUAAGUACUCAUCCAGUGAAUGAAAAUGGCUGCCCUCUAUCAUGUUUUACUAUUGAUUUAUUAUUAUAUUUCUUAAUGCUCUUUAACUUUUUUGGUUUCACACUCUUUGCUGUGGCUGUAAUAUUGUUGGAGAAUGUAAAAAAGAGAACAAAAAAUAAUAACAGCUGGUUUAUUUGAAGCCCCACCAGUUUUACACACUGGAUGCUCUGUUUCCAGCCCUGAUUACACAAGGCCUCGAGUUGUGUUGGUUUGUUGGACUCUGCCUCAUUCCCCCUCUUUCUUUUUUUUUUUAUUUUUUUAUUUUUUGCUGUGCGUUUGAUUGAUCAGAUAAACUGAGGUUUCGUCCAUUCAUUCCAUUAACAGGGCAGUGCCAUCAUCUAGUUUAUAAAUCCGCAGACUCUGUUAGUCUUCCUAGGAGCUGCAGUGGUACGAUCUCCUCAAUGUACCUACAGCUUUAAUUGCACUUCAAGUAUAAAUGCCUUUGACUAUAAACAAAGUAGCCAUAAAACAGUAGCAUGAGACUUAGAGUAUUUUGCAGGUAUGCGCCAUACUAUCCGGGACACACAAAAGUCCGCCUGAAGUCUCACAGCUUGGACUCUGGAGUCGGUCGUGCAGUGUAAUAUUUGCCUGGCUGCAUCUAUCCAUUCGGACUCGUGAGAAGUUUUGCAGGAAAUGGACUUUUCACACAGUAGACCACACUGCUUUCAGACAGACAUUAUUAGCAUAAAGCCAGGAGGUGUUGGCGACCAGUGGCACUGCUACCGCUUCUGGCUGUAGUGUAAAAGGAAUGUGCAUGAUAGUAUUAACAGUAUAAAGCCUAUUGGUUGGUCUGAGCAGUAUGCGUUGUAGCAUACUGCUACGGGACUGAAGGAAUGUUGAGUCCUGAGCAGAGUUGAAUCAGCCUUAUAGUAUUUGUGAUGAAUGGGAUGAAUAGUAUCAGCUUUAAAAACAUUAGAUCAAAUGUUUUUGUUGUGAUUUCUCCUCUUUCUUUCUUUUUUUUUUUGUCCUCCCUGGCAUUAAAAUGCAUAGGCUGCGAUACUUUAAAUGACAAUUUCUCUGAUUUCUUGCCAGAACAAGGUGAACAAAUGGGCUCUUUCUGCUGUUGUUAUUUAAAAACUGUCAUCAUUGCAGUUAAAAAAAGAGAAGUUUUCAUGAAAUUUCUUCUUUUUUUUUCCUUUUGCCAGGGGGCAAUACAUGGUACACAGUUCCCAGGACGGGUUUAAAGGAACAGUUCAACAUUCUUUAGUCUGUGGUGGUGGGGAAGAGAAGAUUUCUACCAUUCAAGUAUACGCUUUAUUAGAUAGACGUGUACAGUCUAAUGCAAUCGAAUACAAAUGUUGUAUAUUGUAAAGAAAUUAGUAGCAGGUUUUGACACUGAUGUCCCGGUUGGUGAUGGUGUUGCUCUGAACUGCACUAAUUCUGUGUAAGCAGAUAACAAAAAAUAAAACCAGUAUAGUGCAGUUCAGAACGACAUCAUCUUAACUAUGAUCUCAGAAAUAAAAAUAUAAUUGGAGCACCCUAAAUGGAGAGGGCAUGUCAUUCAUUGCAUGGCAUGUCUCUUUCCUCUUGUUUCAUUUUCUCUCCUAAAGUCAAAAUAGUAAAUUAUACCAAUAAUCAUAACAAAGAUUCCAAGUAAAUUUGUUCAUAACAAUGUAAGUAUUGUAAAGACAGAUGUUAAAGCAAGUCUGCUGUAUUGGAUUACAUUAGAUUGCACCUAAUAGAGUGACCGCUCACACAGUGUUAGAUACAAGUCAGCAGCUGUUUGGCUAACUGUUUGCAUUGCGUAUAUACUGGAAACAGGAUGAACCAUCCUCCCGCCAUCACCUCCGAAGCUCAUCUAGUCAGCAUCGCAUAUCAUUUAUUUAAUCCGGGGUGUCAAAACAAUAAAUCUGCAAUUUCCUGAGGAGUUGAACCCAUGUCUUGGAGCACUUCUUUGGGCUAGGAGCAGUAACUUCCUGGAGUUUUUCGCUGUAAUAGUCGCUUGCAAAACAUGCAGUGUUGGAUUUUUUGCUGAACUGAUUUUGACUGAUUGCCAGUACCAGUAUAUGUACAUACUUCCCACCUGAUUGUAGAGAAUAUCAGGUCUCUUCUGCAGUGGAAUUAACACAUUAUACUUAAUGCUGUCUUCAUGGCCUACUGGCAGGUAGAUCCAAAAAACAAUGGACAAUGCUUUUUAAAUGUACACAUUCCCUUGCAAAGUAAGACUUCAGCUUACAUGUAAGACAGACAUUUCUUUUUAUGGAACAUUUCCAAACACAGCUGUAAACAAUGAACCUGACAGGUGUUUUGUUUUUCCAUUUCAUUUUGAAGCCUGUAUUGACUGAUACCAGUGAUGAUGCAGAAUCAUCGUGCGUCCGUAGGCAGGUGUUACGCUGUGUUCGGUGAGCAGAAUAUGCAUUCCAGCUAUAAUUUCACAUAGAUGUUCUUGUUACAGAAUAUAACCCGCCACAAUGUGCUCAACUGUACUGGCUGGCAGGUGGAUUUUAUUACUUUUGGACAGAGUCAGGCUGGCAGUUUAGCUGUUUUCCCCACUUUGUGCGAAAUGAAUCCAUCCAUCUGCUGGCUGUGACUUUCAGACAAGAAUUUUUUAAAAACACCAAACUACUCUCUUGUUAAUUUCCUGCCUAUUUCUCCCCAAAAAACAUUCUUUUUCUGCUUGCUACUGUAGCCACAGUAGAUUACACAGAUACAUGAGUAAUGAUGACAUAAAUAAGUUGACACCUGAUAACCAAAUCAAGAAAUGACAGCCGACUCGUCACGCGAUGCAACAUCAGUGUUUUAUUUUUCCUGCUGUUCUGUGAAAAACUUCAGACUUCUCAUGUGAAACGUGCCACGUAAGCCCUCCACCCCCACCUGAGACAAUUUGCACCUUUUACAUGGUCUCAUAUGACUCUUUAUCUAUGUAUGUGUUGCACUUUGUAGAUUUUUUUUUAAAUGGUACUUAAGGCUACGAUGUAAUGUUGCAGUUACACCAUUUUUUCCUUUCCUCCUCCUCCCUCCUCCCUCCCCCUUUUUUUUUUUGUGUGUGUUGUAUGGCAAUAAAGCAGUGUGAUCGCCAGGAGUCAUUUCUUAGCACAAGUAGGCAUAUAUUCUAUAAAACUAUUUUUGUAACCCCCAAAGAGCAGCGUUAUGUAAUAGAGGGAGUAAAGUUUGGUUCUGUGAUGUGCUCCGAGUUUCAGUUAACACUGGAUAGCAAUCAUUUAAAAUGUACAUUUCAUUUUGUGUGACUUUGCUGACAGUUUGUAGUCCGGUAUACAUGUUUGCUAAUUCAGGACAGUGCUGUUGGGUUUAUUGGAAGUUAUCAAAUGAUUAAGGAAAAAUAAAAAAAACAUUCAGUGCAAAUUUGAA
Molecule: messenger RNA, 5892 nt
Organism: Stegastes partitus (bicolor damselfish)
Lineage: Eukaryota; Metazoa; Chordata; Actinopteri; Pomacentridae
Product: serine/threonine-protein kinase 24-like
Exons: 11
Coding region: 481-1770 (429 amino acids)
Biological process (GO): negative regulation of cell migration; protein phosphorylation
Cellular component (GO): Golgi apparatus; cytoplasm
Molecular function (GO): protein serine/threonine kinase activity; ATP binding
Source: RefSeq, a predicted model, not a curated record